GAUUCCACAGUGGAUACAAUACAUGCAAACCAACAAUUCUUCUUUAGAAAAAUUUAAAAGAGCAAAUGGUGGAUACAUGCUUCAUGAUAUAUCAAAACCACACAAGAUUCUUAGUAUUCAUGCUGAAUUACAAAUAAAUGAGGAGGAUCAUUCUAAAAAUCCAUAUUAUCGUAAUGUUACAAAAAGAGAUAUAUCAAUUGCUCCAUUGGUUCCUUUACUUCCUGGACAUUGUGUUAUUGGAAAGUUUGGUGAGUUAUAUAUUUAUCUAGAAAUUCAAAGUAAUAAUGAGUACCUUACAUAUCAUUGGAAAAUUUAUAAUAAUAUGGAGAUGACACAAAUUAUACAUGAAGAAACAAACCCUGAUUUUUUUACUAGCAUGAAGAAAUACAUAAAUUGGUCAGGGAAUCUUUCUAUUCCAGACAUUCUUGGAUUUGGUAACCCUGACAUUAUACAUGAUCUACAAUCCAAAGUCGGUUCAAUUUACCCAAAUAUUUUUGAAACUUCUGUUGCAUUGACAAAAUCUCAAAACAAAAUGGUAAAGCUAACUGCAACUAUGCAAAAAAAAGGUGAAAAAUUAAUUGCAAAGGAAAGAAAUUCAUCAAUAAUUUCACAAGAUCCAAUAAUUUGUCAAGGAAUAGAAAUUAAAGAAACAGGUGUAAACUUAUCUUCAGAAGCAACUUUAGCUCUUGCAAUUGAUUAUGAAUCUUCAAAAAAAUCAAGUGAUGCAUUACGUAAAAGAUUCAAACGUGCUAAAGCUAACCUUGAAUAUGCAAAGAAUUUUAAAUAUAAUCAGUAUGAAAAAAAAAAUAAAGAGUUGUUGGAAGAUUGGGUGCAAGAAACUAUAGAAGAAAAUAAAUUUGGAUCAACAAUAUUAGUUAAUACUGAACAAUAUCUCACCAACAUAUUUACUCAACCUUGUUUAACAUGCCAUAACCUUGAUUUGUCUAAAAAGAAGCUGAAAGUUCAUAAAAUUGGCUAUAAUCUUCAAAUUACAAUCAAUUGUAAAAUGUGUCAAGGAAUUACUGAAUAUAAUAAUGAGUCACCCAAUACAAAAUUUUCUUUACUUGCAGCAGGAGCAGGACUUGUUGGUGGUGUUAACAGGAGACAACUUCAAACCAUUUUUUCUAUGAUGGGAGUAACAACACAGUCAUCAAAAGGUCAUUAUUAUGAUAAACAAAAUGAAUAUUUGGAAAGCAUAAAAAAUGAAGCUGAAGUUAGUGCACAAAUUUCUUUAACAAAAGCUAUUGCAUAUAUCAAAGCAAAAGGAGAAAGAAUACUUCCUACUAGUUUUGAUUGUUCCUGGUCACAUUGUCGAAAUGCAAAUCAAGCUAGUGGAGAGCUAAUAUUUCAGGGAAAUUUAGAAGAUUAUGACCACAAACCUGUUAUUGCCUUUUCUACUGCUGAAAAACCACGUCGGUUGAAAAAUAAAGAUGGCAAAGAGUAUGAAGUUUUUCAUGGCAAUCAUGAGCAAUCAUCACGUCAGAUGGAACAUGCAAUAUUGUUACGAAUUAUUGAAAAAAUUACACCAGUAUUGGAAGAAGCUGAAGUACUCUUGGAUAUUUGUGUAGAUGGUGACCUAAACUCAAAUAAAACUUUAAAUAAUAUUCCUUGUGUGAGUAAAGUAUAUGCAGAUUUGAAACAUGUUGGAAAGAAUAUAAGGGCAAAGAUAGCAAAAAACUUUAUAUGGAAAGGUUAUGAAAAUACAAUCAUGACCUAUUAUAAUUCAUGUGUGUAUGCAGCAAGUGGAAGAAAGCUUGAUGGAAAUAAAAUUACUGUAUCUGAUGCUGAACUAGAAAAAGUACAGAUUGAUGGGCUUGUUGCUCACCUUUCAGAUAACCAUAGCCUUUGUUGGGAUGAAGUAUGUUGGAGAAAAGAAAACCCUGAUAUUCAAUUAAAAGAACCACAUUUGAAAGAUCAUACAAGCAAUCAAAUAGAUCAGUUUAGAGAGUUUCUCAAAAAAGUUUUUUAUAUACCUACAAAACAAAGUUUAAUUACUCACAUUAGAACAUCAUACAAUGAAGCAUUCAAUCGUGUUAAACUUUGUUUUCAGGAUAAAAAAAUUGAUUAUUGGAAAACUUACACCACACGCCAUUCCCUUGCUGUUCUUCAAUAUAAUAAUGGUUUAUUGAAUAUGCUGGAAAUUUCCAGGUCAGCUUGUAAUAUUCAACAAUUAUCUGAAGCUGACAAAUAUAAUAUCAAUCAAAUAAGUGAACAGCGAAUAAAGCAAAAUCAGAAAAACAUUAUUAGUAUUGCUGAAAGAAAUCAAGAACGUGGUGAGAAGAUUCAAGAACAGAAAAGGAAUCUCGAGACAUUUGAUUGGGACAAGGAUUAUGUACCUUAUGGACGUAGUGUUCAGGAAAAAAUAAAAGCUAAAGAAUUUGAACCUACAUUUGCCAAAUAUAUAUUUGAUUUUGAAAAAAUUAUAAAAUGUCUGGCUUGUGGUGCUUUUCCCAAGUAUUCUCCUACAGGAUUGUGUCAGUAUCAUGACUUCUGUUUGAAGUUUGGAUAUCAUCAUGAAUUUCCGAAUAAUCAAUACACACCACCUUCACAAGACUUGAAAGCUAAUCCACCUACAUCAUAUGAUGUGCUUAAAAGAGUAUUCAAAUAUCAAAAGUUUCAAGAAUCACAAGAAAUGGCAAUAUCAGAAUAUGUUAAUGGAAAUCAUACUUUUGUUUCAAUGAGAACAGGUGCUGGAAAAUCAAUGUGUUAUUGGAUUUCUGCUAUAAUGCGUGGAGGUUUGACUGUUGUAAUAAGCCCAUUAGUAUCUUUAAUUGAUGAUCAAGUGAUUGAGACAAUUGCUGCUGGAAUUGGGUGUGCUAGUAUUUAUACUGGUGAAGAUAGGCCACGAGAAUACUUUGAAAAAGUCUUUUCAGAAAUUGCUGUUGGAUUGACGAAACUCAUAUAUGUGACUGCAGAAAGUUUUGUUUAUAAUGAAUCAUUUACCAGAAUGCUGUUGAACUUUUCCAAAAAUUCACCUGUGUCUUUCGUAAUAGAUGAAGUACAUUGUAUUAUAGAAUGUGGACACUAUAGAGAGUCAUGGAACAAACUUAAGAAAAUUACCACUCUAUUUUCCAAUAGCCCAAUUAUGAUGCUUACAGGAACUUGCAAGGAAAUUGAUGCUCAUGCAAUAUUGGAAAAUCUUUGUAUUUCUCCAACUGAUGUUGCCUUUGUUCGAGGAAUUUCUUUUUCACGCCCAGAACUUAAAAUAGAGGUACAUUCUAAAAGUACUAAAGAGAAAAUAAUUAGAGAAAUUAUCAUGUUGUUGAAAGAAUUAGAAGAUGGAAAAUGCAUUAUCUACUGCCCAACAGUGCAUAUGUGUGAUUAUGUUUAUGAACAUCUCUGUGAAAAAGCUGAUCUUGAUAUGAAUAUGGCAGUGUAUUACAGUUCUCUAGGUAAUGGUGAAAAAAAUAAAAAAAUGAAAUCAUGGAAAGAUAAUAAAAUUCAGAUUAUGAUUGCAACUAAUGCUUUUGGUAUGGGAAUUAAUGACAAAAAAAUUCGCCUAGUAAUACAUUAUACAUUUCCAUUGAGUAUAGGCAAUCUUGUCCAAGAAACAGGGAGAGCAGGAAGAGAUCGUAACCCUGCAAAAUCUGUGAUUUUUUAUUCCCGCCAUGAUAUUUGUACUAAUUAUACAAUUAUAACACAAGGAAGAGAAUCAGUGACUGAGGAAAUAGGUGAAGGUUCUGAAAUAGAUAAAAGGCUAGCCUAUCUGGCUAAAUCAAGGGAAAAAAUAUUUGAAGUUGUUUAUUUUUGCGAGGAACAAUAUACUUGUAGAGAAUAUAUGCUAGCAGAAUAUUUUUCAUGGAAUGGUGAUACUCUGAAUCCUCCAUGUGGAAAUUGUGACAACUGUUUACGAGUACAAGCUAAACCUGUAUCUAAAGUUAAUUUGAUGUCAGAUGUGCUCAAAAUGGUAGAGGUAAGUGAAGAAGUGGUGAGUAAGUUGAACGAAAAUGGUAAAAUAACUUCACCAAAGGACAUUAUACAGGUUUAUUGUCAAUUGAAAUGCGAUCAUGAAGAACUCACCUUGUUGAAUACUUAUAACGAUAAAACUUUUAAACAAGAGAGGUUGAUUAAGACUAAAGCUGAAGCACUACAUUUGCUCGAUCUGCUUAUAAUACGUAAAAUAGUAAAAGUAAUGAUAAACUUAUAUAGACCAAAUUCAAAUGGAAGUAUAUUACAGACAAACCUUCAUAUAUGUGGUGUCAAUGAAGGUUCUACUGCAAUAAUAAUGCAAGAAAAUUGGGAAAAAAUAUUUAAUUCUCGACGAAAUAAAUAA
Messenger RNA from Entrophospora candida, 4273 nucleotides. The record is from the annotation of a GenBank genome assembly. NCBI's taxonomy places the organism in Eukaryota, Fungi, Glomeromycota, Glomeromycetes, Entrophosporales, Entrophosporaceae.